Molecule: messenger RNA, 1417 nt
Organism: Eptesicus fuscus (big brown bat)
Lineage: Eukaryota; Metazoa; Chordata; Mammalia; Chiroptera; Vespertilionidae
Gene: RMDN1
Product: regulator of microtubule dynamics 1
Exons: 10
Coding region: 105-1052 (315 amino acids)
Cellular component (GO): cytoplasm; mitotic spindle pole; spindle microtubule
Molecular function (GO): microtubule binding
Source: RefSeq, a predicted model, not a curated record
AACUUGUGCGCCGGAAGAAGAGCCGGCGGGCGAAUGCGCUUUACUUCCCUCCCGGGUCGCUCUGCGCCGGCGCGGGCGGCGAAGGGUCAGGUCCCGAGGAGGUUAUGGCGCUGGCCGCGCGCCUCGGGCGCUUUCUCCCCGCGAGACGGGCCCCGGGCCCUCGGCCCCCGGCGGGCGCAGCCGGCGGGCGCGGCGGGGGCGGGCCUGGGCGAGGCCGCGGCUCUGAGGUGAUGGGAAACCCAGGAGCUUUCAAAAGAAGCCUUAUGUUCUCAGCCUUGUCUUACUUGGGAUUUGAAACUUAUCAGCUCCUUUCUCCAGCUGCUGUGGUUCAUGCCGCAGCCAAAGGCUUCCGAGUUGAAGAACUCCUCCAGCAAGCAGACUACCUCUAUGAGAGCGGAGAGACCGAGAAGCUCUAUCAGCUGCUGACCAAGUACAAGGAGAGUGAAGAUGCAGAGUUGCUGUGGCGUCUGGCGCGGGCCUCCCGGGACCUCGCUCAGCUUAGCGGAACCGCAGCGGAGGAGAAGAAGGCCCUGGUGUACGAGGCGCUGGAGUACGCGAAGCGGGCGCUGGAGAAGAACGGAGCGAGCUUUGCGGCUCACAAGUGGUGUGCCAUCUGCAUUAGUGACGUCGGAGAUUACGAAGGCAUCAAGGCUAAAAUCGCCAACGCCUACGUUAUCAAGGAGCAUUUUGAGAAAGCAAUUGAGUUGAACCCUAAAGAUGCUACCUCGAUUCACCUAAUGGGUAUUUGGUGCUACACGUUUGCUGAAAUGCCCUGGUAUCAGAGAAGAAUUGCCAGCAUGCUGUUUGCAGCCCCUCCCAGCUCCACCUACGAGGAGGCCUUAGGCUACUUUCAAAAGGCAGAGCAAGUGGAUCCAAACUUCUACAGCAAAAACUUGCUUCUCUUAGGAAAGACAUACUUGAAGCUGCAGAACAAAAAGCUUGCCGCGUUCUGGCUGCUGAAGGCCAAGGACUACCCGGCCCGCACCGAGGAGGACAAGCAGGUACAGGGAGAAGCCGCGCAGCUGCUCGCAGGGUUCAGUGACAAGAACUGAACGUUUCAGAGACGCAGCGCACGGGACCUAGGGAGCUGCCCUCCGACUGCAGUGUGUGGCCGUGACUGUUCUCGGCUCUCAGUGCCGAUGAUGUGACCAUGUGACAACUUAAAUACACGGAAUUCCUCACAAAUGAGGCGGAAGCAAUGACUGCUGUGAGGUGGUGCGGUGUCCCCGUGCGGGUGGGCGGUUACUGUGCGUCUGGGUACCAGCCGUUGCAGGCGUGGCAUUAGAGAUCCGAUCGGUGGAAUGGAGGGAGCAGGAAGCAAAGCCGUGAGGAGGGCACGUGGGGCACGUUUCCGGUUGGAUGGCUCGAGCCGAGACCCUGCAGAGAAGGGCAGUGGGGUGAGGAGGCUGGGAAUUGG